GGGGUCGGAACCACGGACGUCACUUUCCAAUAAGCUCCACUUCUUUGCAGAAGCUGUGUAGUUAUUCAGCUUCGUCACUGAAGUAUGGAGCUCUAAAGUCAGCUUUAACUUUUAUUCAAACGAAUGCGCGCAAUUGAAAUUUCUUACAUCCCCACUUUUCCGUCCAGUAUCGCAAGAUGAAGUGCGUCGCAGCAGAUCUGAGAUUUAAAUACGCAAUAUUAUCUCUCUCUCUGACUUUCUCCUUUAUCCAUGGAACUCCGUCAAGAUAUAGUUUGUUUCAAGGUGCUCCUUAUUCUGGGUCGGGACAUAAACACGGGAAUAAAAACUAUUGUGCGUAUGUCGUGCACAAGAACGUGACUUGCGCUGUCCUGGGGGAUAUGGAGACAUUUGUGGAGCGCGAGGUCGCGCCUUGCCCCGCGUAUCAGCCCCACUGCCCUCCGCAAGUGAGGUAUCACAUGCAGUACCGGUCCAUGUACAAGAUUGGCUACAAGAUGGUGACAGAGCUGGAGUGGAGGUGCUGCCCAGGAUACCAGGGCCCAGACUGCAAGGAGCUGAAAGAUGGUGCCCCCAGGCAGGUGCUGUGGGAACCUCAGCCUACUCCACACAGUCCAGGACCAGUGGACCACAAACCGAGGCCUGAGUUACAAGGAACAGCGAUCCCCAACCAGCAGCAGUAUAAUGGUGAGAGAGGGGACACAGUGAACUACCUUGAGGAUGAGGUCCAACGCCUCUCCCAGACGGUCCUCGACAUGCAGGCUGCCAUGACGGGUAUGAGCGAGAACCUCCGGGUGAGCUUCCAGGAGGAUGCCAGCAAGAUGCUCAUGGCUCUCCGGAGUGAGCUACGUAUGCCUAAUGCGGCACUGGCUGGAACCACUGAGACCAUACAGCUGCCUGACCACAUGGCAGGUGUUGAGGCCGAGGGAAUAGAGGAGGUGAGGGCAAAGCUUACUGACGUAACCGAUGCCCUGAGGAACAAGAACAAUGCUCUGGAUGAGCUUCGUGGCACUGUGGAGACGCACGACAGUCAGAUCCGGGUCCUCAUGGAGGCUAACCGGGGAUCCAUGGAUCAUGCUGCCAUCCCAACCCCAGCACCUUCAGCACCAACUGAGGAUUCCCUCCAAACGUAUAUUGACCAAAAGAUCAAGGACCUGAAGGAGGAGCUUAUGGAGGGCAUUGAGAUCAAGAUGGCUGACCUUAAAGGGUCCUGCGAGUACAAGAUGAUGUCGGUACAGGAACAGUGUGAGGAACGUGAGGCUAACUACGUCAGCCUUACUGAGCUCGUGGAAUCCACGGAGGCUGACCUAAGGAAGGAGAUUGAAGAUCUCCGCCUCGAACUUAGUGAGUUCAGGACCAAUGGGCAAGCUGCAGCCACUGAGUGGCCAACAGGUAUGAAGGAUCUCCAGAAGAAGAUGGAGCACAUUGCAGAGGCUCACCACGCCCUCAAUGCUCGGUUGCAUGGUGAGAUAGAUUUACUCUCUAUGCCACAAAUUGAAAAUGCUCUCAGUGCCCGUCUGGAGGACCUGGAGGCUCGGAUCAACAUCAGCGAGAGAAACUCAGAGAUGCACUGCUUUUCCAUAGAGAAGAAGCUGACACAAAUCAUUCAAGAGUGCACAGCAGAACUUCGGGACUUGACGAUCAAAGAUCUUAGGUCAAUGGGAGACCAGUUAAUGACCAUGCAAAUGGGAAUGAAUGACUCUUUCGUCGUUGGGAAUUGCAGUGAGAGAUUUGAAAAUUUAGAGAAUGAAGUGAGCUCCAACAAGCAGCUCAUCCAGCAUCUUGAAAAUAACUUGAAUGUAAUGAGUAAUUCAUGUUCUAUAGAGUGCAAAUCAGAUGUGUAUAACAAAAUCACCCAGGAUCUUAACAUCUUUCGGCUCGAGAUGAUGCAAUCUGAAGUUAGCAGUAAUUCUGAGAAGAUGAGAGAUCUUGAGGACCUAGUUCAGGCACUGCUGGCAAUUAGCAGUCCAAACAGCAGGAAUAUUUCGACCUUGCUGGACAUGGUUGACUCCCUGAAGACUGAUGUAGGGACUUUAAGAGAUGUAGUUUCUGGCUUGGGUGAUUCACUGAAUGAUUACUCAAAUGACCUGCAACACAUUAACUCUACCUGUGGGAAGAUGCAGGCGCAAGAGGCACAGGAGCAGGUGGACAGGGGGUUGUCCCAGGCAGCCAUCAAUGAGACCCAGUUGGAAGAGCUUAGGUACCGGCUGAAGCUACUUGCCAGUCAGGUGGGGGUGGAACUUAGCCAAUGCAAGGACACCGCUGAAGGGAUCCGAAAAGACGUGAUUGGAGUGGACAACCGAGUAUCUGGUAUGGAGGCUGUGUGUGGCAAGCUGGAUGGUGUCAGCAACAGCCUUCAGAGAAUCAAGGAUGGGCUGAACAAGCAUGUGACUGCCCUGUGGACCUGCAUACAUCAGUUCAACAGCACCCUGAGGUUCCAUUCAAGGGAUAUCAUUGGGCUCAAGGGCUCUCUUCAGAACUUCCAAGAACAGCUCUCUACGAUCGCCAAGGAGAUGCAAGACCUUGGGACCAGAGCACUCAUUGGCUCGGUUGAGGUGGACGCGGAGACCUCCAGCCCUGCUCCUGACAUCAAGACCAGCAGGUCACAUGACCCCGCCACUCCCCUUGGCCGCCUCGCACCCCUGACCCCUCCUCCGGACUCUUCAACCCUCCCGGCUGCCCCCCAGCAGCCUGUACUGGAGACAGGCGAGGCGGGGCCCCCAGGCACUAUGCACCGGGCAACCGGCAAACUCCCCCAGAGUGUCGGCAGCAUGACUCCCAUCAUGGGCUUUGCCGGGGCACCAGGUUACCCUCCUCUCGUUUCUGCAUCGAAGCCUCUCUCUCCAGCUGUCCACUUACCACCGCAGACGGCCACUCCUGGAGCGGCUGCCACUCCAGGUACCAGUGUGGGGGCAGGGCCCUUCUCCUUCUCCGCCGGCCUCACCCUAGUCACCCCCCUCAAUAGCACUGGCGUUAUCCGUUUCAACAAGGUGCUAGUUAACGACGGAGGGCACUACGACCCCCUCACAGGGAUCUUCACUGUGCCAGUGGACGGGCGAUACCUGCUGACCGCCGUGCUGACGGCAGUGCAGGGCGAGCGUGUCGAGGCUGUGGUCUCUGUGUCCAGUCGCAGUGUGCAGAGGCUGAACACCAGUGGAUAUGGGCCUGAUGGUGGACAGGGCUGCUUCUGCGGGGGAUCUGCCCCCUUCAGCCUGAUCCUCACCCUGAAGCGUGGGGACAGAGUGGGCCUGACCCUCACCACUGGCAGGCUGGCACCCUCCGAUUCCAGCGUGGUCCUCUCCACCUUCUCUGCCAUCUUCCUCUACCCGCCCCCAGUCAGCAGAUAGCACCCCCACCCCAGCUAGUCACGUGACCUGGGCAACCAAUCACAGAUGGGUAAACAAACACUAUGCAAUUUUAUUACUUGGAGACGUAAUAUAUUUGCUCUUAAGCUAUAUUUGAAAAGUCUGCUCUAGUUUUUAAUUACCAAAUAUAAAAAUAUUUUGUUUACAUGAUUCUGUAAGGAUGGGGGACUGUAAUCAUCCUCAUUUGGGGACCUACUGUAAUUAAAUGUUAUAGACCUUU
Molecule: messenger RNA, 3579 nt
Organism: Paramormyrops kingsleyae
Lineage: Eukaryota; Metazoa; Chordata; Actinopteri; Osteoglossiformes; Mormyridae
Product: EMILIN-2
Molecular function (GO): protein binding
Source: RefSeq, a predicted model, not a curated record